UCUUUUCUAGCCGUUAGGAUUAAAAUUGAAUAAUCAUCAAUCACUCUGUUUCUUCUUCUUCUUCACCUGAACACUUUUUAUUUUGUCGUUCUUAUCACCAGCCAUUUUGAUCCGAUUGGUUACAGAUCUCAGGAAGAGAUGAAGUCAUCGAGGAUGAAGUUUGCAAAGAAGUUGAAAUCGAUCAGAGCUGCGGGGGAGUAUCUGAAUCAGGAUCGGAUUCUGCAGGUGAUUUCAGCUGCAGAUGAGCUUCUUCCAAAGAUAUCUAAUCAGAUUACAGCAGGUUCUAUGAUGUGGAGAGCCCCUCCUCAACAUCAAAUUGACGACGCAACGACGGAACUCGCGGAAAACGAGAAUAAAGGAGAAGAAGCUUCUGGGAACGAGGAGAAUAUCCGUCCACCCGUAAAUCAAAUUCCGAGAGACAUCAAAUCGGCGGUUAUGGGGAGAAAGAGUUUGGGAUCUGGAUUUAGAAGACCUGAGUUGAAUUCGAUCACACUCUUCGAUCCUAAGCUGCUCGAAGCCUUCGAAUUAGCUGUGGGAUGCUUCAGGAGAAUCAACGAUUUAUCCAGAAACCCCAAUCUCGAUGAAGACGAAGACGUUAUCGCCUUUCCCGCCGAUGAAAGCGGAAUGGAGAAAGUGAGCAUCGAGGACACCCUUCCUCCCCUCGACGACGAACAAGAAGAAGAAGAAGAUAGAGGGCAAGACCUUGAGAUUGUAGCCGAAGAAGAGCCGCUGAUGGGAUUUGAGGAACGGUGUCCUCCUGGAGGAGAGGAGUCAGUUGUAUUCUACACAACUUCUCUUAGGGGAAUCAGGAAGACGUUCGACGACUGCAACAUGAUCCGCUUCCUCCUCGAUAGCUUUAAAGUCAAAUACUACGAGCGGGAUGUGUCCAUGCACAUACGCUACAGAGACGAGCUUCGGAGAAUUUCAGCAGCGGCGGAGGAAACAGAGGUCUUGCCUCCGGUUCUGUUCGUUAAGGGAAGGUGCAUCGGCGGAGCUCAGAGGGUAUUGGGUCUGCACGAGCAAGGUAAGUUCAGGGCUUUGUUUGAGGGUGUUCCAGUCGCCGGAGAUACACCUUGCGGGAGGUGCGAUGGGUUUAGGUUUUUGAUGUGUGAUGGAUGCAGAGGUAGCCGACGGAUUGUCUCUACUGAUGGUUCCAGGAUUCAGUGUUUGUUAUGUAACGAGAAUGGCUUGAUUGUCUGCCUUGAUUGCUCCUAAAUCUACCAUUUUCUUCUUAUGUGUGUAUAUUUGGUUUCAUCUUUUAUUGAUAUGAUUCUUUUUAA
Molecule: messenger RNA, 1280 nt
Organism: Brassica napus (rape)
Lineage: Eukaryota; Viridiplantae; Streptophyta; Magnoliopsida; Brassicales; Brassicaceae
Exons: 1
Coding region: 139-1215 (358 amino acids)
Source: RefSeq, a predicted model, not a curated record